UGCUGGAAGUUGCCAUAGCGCCGCAUCACUUCAUCUGCCUCCUCACUGCGGUGCUGCGCGUGAGCCGCGUGUCACACACCUCACAGUUAACUAGUUAUUUCCCUUCAGCCGCAACACGGAUGCAAUAACUGGAGGCUUCACUUUCGCCUUUUAAAAAGAAAAGCAGAAUCAACGCGUUUAGUUGGAGCUGCAGAGCCAGGCCUCAAACUGACUGACUUCAGCAUGGGCAUUGAGAGUCAGGGCCCCCUGCGCCCUGCAGGAAACCUGACGCCAAAGCAGGUCAAGACAUUUCAGAAGGUGGAGCCCAAAGCGCUGGGGUCCAUUCAGAUCAUCAUCGCAGUCUUGUGCUUGUGUCUGAGCAUCACCAUUCUCCAGCUCUAUGAAGAGGUUCACUUCUCUCCUGAUGUCAUUGUUGUGGUAGUGAUCGUUGUUCAGUUGCUUGUAUCUGGAUCCAUUUUAAUCCAUGCUGGACGGUUCCCGUCUCUGUUCUGGGUGAAAGCCACACUGGUGUCUCACCUGGUCAGUGCAGCGUUCUCCACUGCUGUUCUUGGGCUGCUGUCCCGUCACCUGCCGUACCGUCAGGACACGUACCACUGUGAGCACUGCAGGAGACUGGAGAUCUACGCUGUGCAACAAUAUUGUUACAGGAAGUGCACUUAUACUGUCGAGAGAAAUUGUAAACUCUUGAUCGACGGCUUCUUGGCCACGCUGGUUCUGUUUCUGGUGGUGGAGUUGGUGAUCUGCAUUGUAACCAUCUUGUUUGGACUCAGUGCUCUGGCUAAAGGUGGUGUGCAGCUUCCUAGCUUUAGACAGCGUGCUGCCCCAUCUGAGCCCGAGGCCGUCACCCCUAGCCAACCUCAGGUGGAAGUGAUGGUGUCAGAGGUGGAGCCAAUGCCUAAGCUUGAACCUGAACCCAAAUCUGAACCGAUAGAAGAAAUCCCCAGCCCUCCCACUGAGCCUCAAGUGGCACCCAUUGACUCUUUAACAGACGUUUGAUGCUUUCUGCUCAUGUAAUCUGUAUGUAUAUUGUAGAGAUGAGUGAGAUUUAAGCAGCAAGGGUUUUUUAAUUAUAGUGAUGUAUGAAAUCAACAUGAUAGGGUUUUGUAAAAUAGGCCAUUAUCAUCAUACUUAAAAAAGAAGGUUCAUCCAAAAAUAGAAAUGCAUUUUGCUCCCUCAUGUUGUUCCAAACCCAUGACUUUCGAUUACACAUUAUUUUUAAGUGUCUUUGAAUGUAACCUGACUUUCUUUGAUACAAUGAAAAUGAAUAGGGACCAGGACAAAAAAUCUCCAUAAAAGCGAAAAACGACAGUGGUUCCUAUAUCUUGUGGUCUAUUUCAAGUCUUUUGAAGUCAUACAUUUAUGUCAUGCAUUACAAAUAUUGCUUGACUUCUGUGAUCACCUGUUCAUGUUAUAAAAAAGAUACAUUUAGACAUCCUACUAUUAUGUAAGCGUUUUGUAUUCCACACCUUUAAAGAAACAUUUUUAAAAGCUGUGGGUUUCAAAAGACAUCAGAGUGAUUUUUCAUUUUUAACAUUGUAUUACCUGCAGAGUUUCUUCUUGUCUGACAGCUGAAGACUUACAGUGUUUGCAAAGAAGCACACUGAUCGUCUUCAAAUAUUCAGGGUCAAAACUUAACCCUAAAUUUGAAACAAAUUAAUUUAACCCGAACCACUAAUUUCACCUUGCUGGUUUUAUCUGUUAUUGUCAACUUUAAUCCUUAAAAAAGUAACUUAAACGUUGACUGACAGCACAGAUGUCGUCAUUUAAGUUGCAUAUUGAAUGAUGACUGGUUUUCUUUCUUGCAUCUGUUUGAAUAAUGAAUUGUGAUUGGUGCAUGCUUGCAUUCUUCCUUGCACUUAAUCAUUCACGCUGUGCAUGUAUUAAUCAAUUACACUGUGCAGUGUAUAUUGAUGCUUGAAAUGGCAAAACAGCUCUAAUGUGUAGCAUUUUAUUUGCACUGAAUCAAACCAAUGUUAAAAAAAAUGAGUUGAAUUUGAACAUUGUGAUUUCCAGGCCUGGAAAGGUCAUAGAUUUUUUUUUUUUAUAAUAAUGCACAAAUCUAGAAAUAUUCAAGGUGCAGUCUCUAUAAAAUGGCUCUUUUAUGUAGUAGCAAUAAAAAAAAAUCAUUUAAAUUAGUUGCGGGGGAUCAAAGUGCGUGGGAUGCUUGACAAUUAAUUUGCUGCCUUGCAAACUCUGCUGUUUUUGCAGGGUCUAUCAGAAUAAAGUACAUGGUAAAAAAAAAUAACAUUAACGAAUGCAGAAAGAUCAUAGGAUGAUUGGUGUAAAUGCUGCAUGUCUUGCAGGGAGAAAAAAUGUAUGUGAACAAUGCAAGCAUGCAUAGUUGGAUGCAUUUAAUGCAGAACAGCUUUAAAUGAUUGUCAGCUGUCAUCUACAACCAACAAACUAUAGUGCGGGUAAUAUCAUGUUAAUUGAAUCUGCAAUAAUAAAUACUUCCACUGAGCUAACUUACUGACGAACAAAAUUCUCUUUAUGUUAACAUAUGUUACAUAAUGUAAAAUAUUCCCACUGUUCAUUUGGCCUCUUGAGUGUUAGUAAUGUGUGUAAUCUGAUAACACAAUAUCUAUAUAUCUCCAUGCUCACAAGAGAAUGAAUAAAUAGUACCAGUAUCUUAGAGUAAUAUGCAUAAAAGUUGGGCUUGAUCUCUUACAUCCCAUUAGAGAGAAAACAUGUUGUGUUCACUGUUAAUAUCAAACAGUGGCAUGAGUUAGUUCCCUGUAGAUAUGAUGUAUAUUCCUGAUUAAUGUCAUUGGUGCUAGUACACUAGUUCAUCUAAAUAAAUAAAUACAUUUCAGUGCAGGAUGAGGUUUUGUGUGUGAGAAACCAUGCUUUCAAUUAUCAAUAGAUGAGUGAGAGAGAGAUAGGAUAACCAGGUUUAAUUGGAGAGAGUUCGAACAGAGCUUUUAUGUGUCAUCUUUAACCCUUUGGUUGCUUGUCAUUGUUGUUUCACAAAGCUUACUGUAAUAGUUCAGCUAAGAGUUAUUAUUGUUGUGUGUUACUCACUCACCAGACUCACAGAUUGUAUUGUUUAGCAUCUCUUAAUGAUCUGAAUUUGGUACAAUACAGUCCUAAUCCAAGGAACAUUUUAUUAGAGAUCUAAAAACCAAAGUAUUUUGUUUCUCUUAAACUGUUUAUUUACUUCUGUACCUCUUUUACACAACAUCUGUGUAUUUCCUGCCCUGUGCACACGUCACUUCUUGUUUAAUUGUGAUUUUGAGCAUGCUGCUGUGAGUUUCCACUAUUCACAUUGUAGCACAUUCUCAUAGUGUUUGGAGUGCAGUGUAUUUUAGGUGCUGAAUGGACUUAUUAAACCACUUUU
Molecule: messenger RNA, 3337 nt
Organism: Carassius auratus (goldfish)
Lineage: Eukaryota; Metazoa; Chordata; Actinopteri; Cypriniformes; Cyprinidae
Product: high affinity immunoglobulin epsilon receptor subunit beta-like
Exons: 9
Coding region: 223-996 (257 amino acids)
Cellular component (GO): membrane
Source: RefSeq, a predicted model, not a curated record